GCGCUCGAGGACCGGCGGCUGCUGCGGUCGCGCUACCUCGCCGUCAAGAGCCAGAUCAAUGAUGACAAGGACGAAAUGGCGCGCGCGGAUUCGGCCAAGUUCAGCGCCAUCUUCACGCAGGUCGAGACCCUGCACAAGCUCGUUCAGAAGCCCAGGGAGCAGAUAGCCGACGCGGAGGCAUUGCUGGACAUCGCGACCAGUCUGGGGGCAUCAGUAAGGUCGCAGUCAGCGCUAGGGAUCACACCCUCUGAUCUCGUUGCUGGACUGCUCAAGAAGUUUGGGACGCGGGCAGAUGCCAAUGGCGAGGGUGCCUCGCUGAGAUGGGGCCGUGUUGGGCUUGCUGCAUCCCACGUUUUCAUGGCUGUGCCUGGAUGCUCCACCAUGGUUGGUCCCAUGAAGGCAGAAGUGAAGGCGCGGAGGAAACAUAUCACUAGAAAGAGGACCCCAAGGCCCCGUAGAAAUGAUCGCCCUGAGCAGCUUGUUGAUCCAUCAGAGACAGCAAAAAGUGACACAGACAGGAACAUGGCUGUUCUAUUUGAUGUUCUGAGGAAGUAUAAAAGAGCAAGACUUGAAAACCUUAUUUUAAAUAGGACCUCCUUUGCCCAAACGGUGGAGAAUAUAUUUGCUUUGUCAUUCCUAGUUAAAGAUGGCAGAGUGGAAAUCACUGUGAAUGCUGAUGGGCAUCAUAUUGUCUGUCCAAGGAAUGCACCUGCUGCUAGUUCGAUUGCCAAAGGAAAAGUGGUAUACAAUCACUUCGUCUUCAGAUUUGAUUUCCAGGAUUGGAAGCUUAUGAAAGGGAUAGUCGCAGAGGGGGAAGAACUGAUGCAGCACAGGCCGUCUUCUCUCAGCACGUCUGGAGGAAACAACCAUCAGGAGACGCCUGCACGCAGCACACCUCGGGGGAAUCAGUCUCCUGUGUCCCCUGCAAACAGCAUGUCCGGUGCAAGCAACGAGCCUGAGAUGCCAACGCACACAACGCCGAUCAGGAAGCUCUGCAGGAACCGGGGCUUGGUCAUGCAAGCACAGCAGGAUGAGAUGGCAUCCCCGGGAACAUUGGAAGUCAUGGUCAUGGAAGAUACGCAUAUGAGUCCCCAAGACAAGUCGAGUGUUACGGGCAGACUGGACGUCAUGGUGAUUAAGGAGGAGAUGGUCAAGGAUAGGAAAGAAGUUUUCCACACCUACAAGCGCAGGCGCCCCCUCGCCCAGGACCUCGUUCAGGAGUUUAACCGAGUGGGCUGA
This is a messenger RNA of Lolium rigidum, 1239 nucleotides long. Its product is annotated as non-structural maintenance of chromosomes element 4 homolog A-like. The transcript is spliced from 7 exons. The coding region runs from base 76 to 1239 and encodes 387 amino acids. Gene Ontology annotation, cellular component: Smc5-Smc6 complex; nucleus. Gene Ontology annotation, biological process: DNA repair. The record is from RefSeq and is a predicted model, not a curated record. NCBI's taxonomy places the organism in Eukaryota, Viridiplantae, Streptophyta, Magnoliopsida, Poales, Poaceae.